Molecule: messenger RNA, 3192 nt
Organism: Populus nigra (black poplar)
Lineage: Eukaryota; Viridiplantae; Streptophyta; Magnoliopsida; Malpighiales; Salicaceae
Product: receptor-like protein 7
Exons: 3
Coding region: 1-3192 (1063 amino acids)
Molecular function (GO): protein binding
Source: RefSeq, a predicted model, not a curated record
AUGGGCAAUUCGCUUAUGCACACCUGCUUAUAUUGCCUGCUAAAACUCUUUGUUGGAAUUUACUUCCCUUCUUCCAUUGUUUCUAGCCAAUGUCUUGAGCACCAGAGGUCAGUACUACUACAAAUCAAACAAGAAUUGUCAAUUGAUCCUCAGUUUGUAACUGACUCGAAGCUUCUGUCUUGGACUCCAACAAAAAACUGCUGCUUGUGGGAUGGUGUGACUUGUGACCUUCAAACUGGUUAUGUUGUCGGUCUAGACCUCAGCGAUAGCUCCAUUACUAGUGGAAUCAACGGCUCUACCAGUAUCUUCAGUCUUCAUCACCUCCAGUAUCUCAGCAUAGCGGGAAAUGAAUUGUAUUCCUCUCCCUUUCCAUCAGGAUUUAGUAGACUUUCGAGCUUGACUCAUCUCAACCUUUCAUGGUCAGGCUUUUUUGGCCAAGUUCCAGCUGAAAUUUCAUUUCUUAGAAAGUUGGUAUCUCUUGAUCUUUCUUCUUAUCCGUUUGGAUUAGAGGAACCUGUAACACUCCAAAAUCCAGAUAUUGAAACACUUGUCGAAAACCUUACUAGGCUGAGGGUGCUCCACCUUGAUGGAAUAGACCUCUCCAUGGCUGAGAGUAAGUUGUGGGCGGUCCUGUCAACAAAACUUCCUAACCUUCGUGUCUUGGGUUUGUCAAAUUGUAAUCUUGCUGGGGUAUUGCACCCUUCUCUUUUACAACAUGAGAAACUCACUGAUCUCCAGCUAAGUGGAAACAACUUUUCAUCAAGAGUACCUGACUUCUUAGCCAAGUUUUCUUCUUUGAAAACUUUGCAUCUAAGCUAUUGUGGGUUGUAUGGAAUUUUUCCAAAUAGUCUGUUCUUGAUGCGCACUCUGCGUUCUCUUGAUGUGUCCUACAAUUCUAAUCUCACUGGAACUUUGCCAGCAGAGUUCCCUUCAGGCAGCAGACUUGAAGUUAUUAACCUCUCAGGAACAAUGUUUAUGGGGAAUUUACCACAUUCUAUAGUUAAUCUUGUCUUCCUACAAGAUUUAGAAAUUUCUCAAUGCAGUUUUUCCGGAUCAAUUCCUUCCUCAUUUGAAAAUCUCACCGAGCUUCGUUAUCUUGAUUUUGGAAGAAAUAAUUUCAGUGGUCCAGUUCCAUCUCUGGUUUUAUCAGAAAAGAUCACUGGAUUGAUAUUUUCCCACAAUCAUUUCUCAGGAUUUAUUCCUUUGUCUUAUGCGAAUGGGCUGAACUAUCUUGAAGUUCUCGACCUGAGGAACAACUCAUUGAAGGGAAUGAUCCCUCCAGCUCUUUUCACGAAACCCUUACUGAGGAGUCUAGAUCUUAGCCAGAACCAGCUUAAUGGACAGCUAAAAGAAUUUCAGAAUGCUUCAUCUUCCCUAUUGAGGGAGAUGCACCUGAGUGAAAAUGAAUUGCAGGGUCCAAUACCAGUGUCAAUCUUCAAAAUAAGAGGGCUCAAUGUCCUGGGGCUUUCUUCCAACCAGUUCAAUGGCAGCAUAAACUUUGAGAUGAUCAAAGAUACUAACGAGCUUACUACACUCGAUCUCUCUGGCAAUAACUUCUCCUUUGAGGUUAGUGGUGUCAAUUCAACCUUGUUUUCUCAUAUUGGAAAGCUCGGUUUGGGUUCCUGUAACUUAAAAGAAAUUCCAGGUUUUCUGACAAACCUGAUGAACUUGUUUCAUUUGGACCUUUCUAAUAACAAAAUCAAGGGUGAAAUACCUAAAUGGAUUUGGAAAUUAGGCAACGAGAAUCUGGUAUAUCUAAACCUAUCUAACAAUAUGCUAUCUGGUUUUGACAAACCAAUUCCAAAUCUUUCUCCUGGUAACUUGGUUGUUCUCGAUCUUCAUUCCAAUUUGCUGCAGGGACCCUUCCUUAUGCCAUCACCUUCCAUCAUCCACUUAGAUUACUCACACAACCAGUUUUCAUCCUCCUUACCAUCCAGGAUUUUCGAAAACCUGACCUAUGCUAGUUUCGUAUCCCUAUCAAGUAAUCACUUCAAUGGAGAAAUUCCGUUUUCAAUGUGCGAGACGUGGAACUUAUUUGUCCUAGAUCUGUCUAAAAAUCACUUCAAUGGCUCCAUUCCAGAGUGCCUGGGUAAUUCCAAUAGUUUCUUGAAGGUGUUAAAUCUGCGAAACAAUGAACUACAUGGAAUCCUGCCAAAAAGGUUCGCAGAUAAUUGCACUUUGAGAACUCUCGAUGUCAAUCAAAAUCACUUACAAGGGCCUCUGCCAAGAUCACUGGCCAACUGUGGAGAUUUGGAAGUUUUAGACGUUGGCAACAAUUUCUUGAAUGGUUCUUUCCCAUUCUGGUUGGAAACUUUGCCCCUGCUACGAGUCCUUAUCUUGCGGUCCAAUUUCUUUGGCGGUUCAAUCAUUUAUUCUCCCAGUAAAACUUCAUUCCCUCUGCUACAAAUAAUUGAUCUAGCUUCCAAUAAAUUCCGGGGCAAUUUGUCGUCUGAAUGGUUCAAGAGUUGGAAGGGGAUGAUGAAGCAGGAAAAGAAAUCACAGUCUAGCCAAGUUCUCAGAUAUAGCUAUUUGGUGCUAACUCCAUUCUAUUACAAAGACUCUGUGACAUUGGUAAACAAAGGGUUUAACAUGGAGUUGGAGAAGAUCUUGACAAUCUUCACUUCUAUUGAUUUAUCCAACAAUCUGUUCGAGGGUGAGAUUCCUGAAAAUAUAGGAGAUCUUGAUUUACUCUAUGUACUCAACUUGUCAAAUAACCAUCUCACAGGCCAGAUUCCUUCUUCAUUUGGAAAACUCAAGGAGCUUGGUUCUUUGGACCUGUCAGAAAACAGACUUUCAGGUGCGAUUCCUCAACAACUCACCACAUUAACCUUUCUCUCAGUUUUAAAACUCUCACAGAAUCUCCUCGUGGGAGAGAUACCGCAAGGCAAUCAGUUUGGGACAUUCACAUCAGCUGCUUUUGAAGGGAAUAUUGGACUAUGUGGCCCUCCAUUAACCAAGACCUGCUCUCAUGCAUUGCCUCCAAUGGAGCCGAAUGCCGACCGUGGAAAUGGCACUUGGGGUAUUGAUUGGAACUACUAUUGGAUUGGAUUUGGCUGUGGAGGUGGAAUGGGCCUAAAUAUUGGGUUUGUGGCAGGAACUGUUGCCAUUAAUAUCUUUAUAUGCUAUUGCAAUGAAGCGAAUCCCAUGCCAAAAUGUAGCAAACGUUACGCUUCAAUGAAUGAUAAAGGGUAG